Pezoporus occidentalis (night parrot) is the source of this 3180-nucleotide messenger RNA. RefSeq names its product spermatogenesis associated 6 (gene SPATA6). The record is from RefSeq and is a predicted model, not a curated record. Gene Ontology annotation, biological process: spermatogenesis; motile cilium assembly. The transcript is spliced from 14 exons. Lineage: Eukaryota; Metazoa; Chordata; Aves; Psittaciformes; Psittacidae. Gene Ontology annotation, molecular function: myosin light chain binding. The coding region runs from base 116 to 1552 and encodes 478 amino acids.
GCGGCGCCGGAGGGUGGGGUAGGCGCCGGAAGUGCUGCGGUUGCCGUGACGACGGCGUCGGCCCCGCGGCGCGGGCGAGCCGGAGCGGGCCGGGACCCCGCGGGCCCCGCCGCCCAUGCCGCGGAAGGCGCUGCUCUGCGUCCUGCAGCUGGACGUCCGCUCGAUAACUUGUCCCGGAGUACUGCUGAAAGACAAAGAGGAACUUUAUCUCAGUGUCUCUGUAUUUGGGCAGCACAAAAAAACUCAGUGUGUCCCAGCAGCGUUUCCACUCUUCUUUCAAGAAAAACUAGUAUUUGAGAAGACAUUUGCUGAUAUAGUUGAUCCUGGAGACCUUGUGGAGUUACUGGAACUUGACACAACACUACUUGAACUAAUACAGCUUGUUCCUCCAGUAGGAAAUGUUCUAGCUACAUAUGAAGAAAAUACAAGAGAUUUCCUGUUUCCUGACCCUAAGCUUACCCAUGGGCACCAUGGUUUUGAUCGUGAGAUUUUAAUGAAGAGGUCCUCUUCUUUUACAGGAAUUGCACCAAAACUGAGAUUUUCUACAAGCUCCCUUAUUACAGAAAGCCUGUUAAGCUCAGGAAGGAGUCACAUACAGGAUGAUUUGAAUUUGGUACAUCACUCAACCCCAAAUGGAAAAUUGCAAACAAAGUUGCCAAAGAAAAAUACUCUUUCACCUGAGAAAAACAGGAACAGCUUAGCAACAAAGAGCUACGAGCAGCCUACAAUAGCUUCUAAAUCACGUUCUCCAUCUCCAUACACAAAAAGACGAAUGUGUGAGCUAUCACAAGACGCCAGGCAACGACUGGCCCAUUUAAAACUUGGUCCUUAUGAAUUCAGAAGAGAUACCGAUAAACCUCCAUUUGUAGUUAGACGGGUUGAACAGCCAAGUCCCGGUGCUAAACUCCAUACCUGUUGUCAUACACGAGAAAGUGCAGCAGAAGCCUGGAACAAGGCAGACCAUGAUUCUUCUCUUCUUGGCAGCUACAGACCCAGGAAAGCCAAAGCAAAAUCUCCUCAUGGAAAAUACUUUGGCAGCUCUGAUGUUUGCAAUGAGGAUGUGAUCUCAAUUCCAGACAACAGACGGUCCCAUUCUGCUGGUUCAUUAGAGCAUUCAGCAUCUCCAGCACUUCAUAAGCAUUCUCUAAGUUCUGUGCUAAAUCGAUCCUCUCUAAGGGAAAGAUUUAGCUCUGGUUGGCCUUUACCAGCAAAUGGAGAGGAGAUCCACAUGAGAGUGAAAAAUAUUUUGAGGACACACAGUGCUAGACAGCGCCUAAUAUUUGAUGAGAGUAACUCAUCUAAAGGAGCCUUGACUAAGACAAGAGAAUCUGCACUUAAAGCACCCUUAUCCAUGAGGCAACAACAGAACGGUUCACCAGUGCUGCAGAACACUACUGUUCAUUUGGAUAAUGGUGAAUAUUGGUCUAAUCGUGCAUCUGUAUACAAAGGGAAGCCUCACAGAGCCAUCUUUGAAGAGAGUCUUGAGAAAAUAUACAGAAACAUGUACCAAAAAGCUGCUGGCACUGCUUCAGACAAAAACCCACACUCCUAAUAACAAUUCACCUGGAAAUGCACAGCAUGUAGUGAGCAAGGGGUGCAAUGAUGUGUGCAACUUGACAGUGGAAAAGGUUGUUGUGGUGUGCCAUGGGGUUGUCAGAGAAAGUAAGUUGGAAGGAAUCUCUGCCUUUUCAGUCCAUGUGCACAGAAUAGCUUAUUAAAUCUACUCUUCCUGAUAUUCAAGCUUCAAAGUCUUUGCUGAAAUGCUGAACUAUGCAACAAAAUUCUUCACCUUUCAGCAGUGGUCACAUAACUGUAUAAAUCUUGUAAUGUAGAAUCUCUGGGUCAUGGGAAGACCUACCAUGAUGUUCAUUUCUUCAGUGGUUAUGGAGUGAUCAUUAUCAGGAUGCUGAGAGUAUCUCAAGAGAUUUGGUUAGUAGUAAAGGAAUUUGGGGGAACUUUCAAAUCAAUGAAACUUAGCUGCUUGAUUCUGGUGAAAGUAAUUGAAGCUGGAAUAUUUCUGUGGAUGAUCUUGACAAGCUACCUCACUGACAAAUGAUGUCUGGUAUAGGUGAGGGUCUCUGGCAGCAGCAGAGAACCAGUCUUUGCCCAAUUCCCUUCGGUUUCAAUGAAUAAACCAGUGUGGUGGGAAGUGACCAAGAACAGGUAGUAUUUCUAUUACUUAGUGAACUACUAAGCACAAGCCCCACUUGUGCAUUGGUUUCUACCGCUUUCUCCAUGGAAUACAAAAUGUCAUCAACCAAAGCCCUUAAAAGAUGAAGCUGUAGCUCUUUUUGUUACCAGUGUUGGCUUGCCAAAGACUUGCAGUUUGUUCCCUGUUUGUCUUGAGUGAGAAAUUCUGUGAAGUGCAGUGAUAAUUUGUCAGGAUGACAACAUAAAGGAACUGUAAUCUUUUUCUUUGCUUGAUCAGUUUGGAGAUUGUGCUCUUUCUUCAUGUGUAUUUCCAUUCAGCUCUGGGUGAUUGCUUCCGACCUAGCAGUCUGAGAAGUGGUGAUCUGAGCCUUCUUCUCAGCCCUUCAGGGAAAGGAGUUUGCUGUUACACAACAACAUCCCUCUUGGUUCAUAAGAAUUGACCGAUCCUGAGAAUACAGCACAAAAACCCUGUCCUGUGAUCAGGCAUUUAUGUAACCCUGCAGAGCUGAUGCCAUUGACAGAGCUUCACACAGAGGUGGGGUGGGAGGCUGAAGGCUUGGAGAGUGGUUUGAGAGUGGCUUCUCGUGGCAUGCCGCGAAUUAUGCAUUUGUAUACCGUGAAUAAUCAGUGUGUAAAAUAACCUGUGAAACUUUGAAGUAACAAAAGCACUAUUUACAUUGCUGAGUGGGGGUGAAUUCUAAUGCUUAUAUUUGUAUUGUUACACUGACUUGAAUUUUUGAGCGGUUAGCUAAUUGUGUUGUUACUAUAGUCGUAUGAACUGGUUCAUUCAGUACUCCAGUAGUAAACAUUUGCUAAGAGGUUGCUUUCCCUGCCUGCCUUGUUUUCACCACAGUCAUCUAGUGUUUACAUACAUUUUAGCCUCUGUGCCAUUUUUGAAGGCUUUAUUUGUCUCAUUUACGUUUUUGGUUUGGAUAAUACUUAAAUAUGAAAUCCAUCUGGGGAACAUAUUGUAUAUUCAUGUUGAGGGGUAAAACCAGUUUUUAAUUAAAAUUUUAUACAGCACUUGUA